Molecule: messenger RNA, 1735 nt
Organism: Camellia sinensis
Lineage: Eukaryota; Viridiplantae; Streptophyta; Magnoliopsida; Ericales; Theaceae
Product: kinetochore protein
Cellular component (GO): Ndc80 complex; kinetochore
Source: RefSeq, a predicted model, not a curated record
CAUUCAGUGAACCAACAAUAAUGUCGAAGUUCGAAUACCCGAGGCUAGCUCGAGCGGAGAUCAUCGGAUUCCUCUCCGACGCCCAGAUCGCCACCCUCUCGGACGCCGAUCUCCGGAACCCUAACCCCGAUUUCAUAUUAGAUCUCUACACCAAAAUCCUAAUCCACCUCGAUUCUCUCCAGGAAGACCACGGCCAAAUCGAUUUCACCGCCUUGUCUCAUCUCGACAACCCCGACCUCCAUGUCGACUCCGUUCGUACCAUCAAUUUGUUUCGAAAGAUCAAGGAGGUUCUCUCUGCUGUGGAUUGCCCCAAGAAGUUUUCUCUCAAGGAUCUGAUCAAGCCCGAGGCCGAUAGGACCGAGUUGUUCCUCAGUGCCAUUGUCAAUUUCUGUAUCUAUAGAGAAACGAAAAUGAAUCUUUUGAGUCCAAUAGUCGAUGAUCUGACCCUUAUUGAUGAGCAACGGCAUGAGUUGGAGGGCAGGAUUUCACAGCUAAAUUCAGAGAUUGCUGAGCACAAUGAAUCAAGAGAAAGGGAGAUGCCGCUUGUUCAGGAUGUAGAUAGUAAAGUUAAAGAACUACGUCAGACCAUUCCGGGUCUUAACAAUCACCAGAUGUCCUUGAAGGCUUCAAUAAGAAAAAUGAAGGAGAAGGCUAAAGAAAUGGAUGACAAGAUUUCCAAUGCAGAGUUUGUACUGGUACAAAGUGUCCAAGAAAAUGCCAAUUUACGCUCUAAAAUUGUUCAGUCACCAGACAAGCUACAGAGGGCCUUGGAGGAGAAAAAAGCAGUUCGAAUUGAGGCAAAAAAUGCUGAAAAGGCAGCAAUGCAAUCUUUUCAGGAGAAGACUGCCAUUCUUGAGGUUUAUACAAAGGCUUGCAAGAAAAUGUCCAAGAACCUCACUCAGAUGCAGACCAUACAAGAACAGGUGAAUUCUGCCAAAACGAUCGAAAAAGAUGUUAAAGUUCUAAAAGUUAAGCAGAGUGAUGAAGAAAUGAUAGAUAAGUCGCUUGAGGCUAAGCUUGUUGAACGGCAAGGAAAAGUGGAACAAUUGGAUGAAAUAAGAAAGCAGUUAGAAAAGGAAAGAGAUUUUAGGUGUGAGGAGGCUACAAAGGAACUCAAUAAUGUGAAGUUGGAAGUGGAAUCAAUGAGGCGUGAUCUUGAAUCAAGGCAAGCCAAGAUUGCAGCUGUGGUUGCAGAGGUUGAUACUAUCAAUAUGAAGAUUAAUUCGAUAAAAGAAUCUGGGGCAGUCACCCGGCAAGAGUUAGGUCAUAAAUGUGAAGAGAUUCAGAGAGAGUUUUACAAGUAUUUAAACUCCAUCGGAGGCUUGUUGCCGAGGAUUGAGGUGGAGCCUGGACUUGAGCAUGGAAGGAGCAGAUCCACCUAGAGCAAACAAGUGCAUGUAUUUCAAUCACUGGUCAACUGCACUGCACAGAGCAUACUAUUUUGUUCUAUUUAAGAAUAUCAUGUUGUCCCAAUGUUCCUCUCAGCUAGAUAUAGAGUUAGAGGAACUUUAUGAUAUUGUUAACGAAGUGUAGCUGAGUGAGCGUUGGCUAGUUCAGAUUUUUGUACAGAAGCAACCUUCUUGUCUUAAUUUUUAAUUGUUCAGGGAACAGAGUUGGAUGAACCUUGCAAUGGUCUAGCUUGAUUGAAUUUCAAGCUUGAGCUAGGCUCAAAACUUUAUUAUUGUAUAUUCCAAUGUGCAAUUCAUUGCAUGAUAGUAUUAUGUUUCAUUUUUCA